Messenger RNA from Phaeodactylum tricornutum CCAP 1055/1, 1059 nucleotides. RefSeq lists its product with no specific name. The record is from RefSeq and is a predicted model, not a curated record. The transcript has a single exon. Gene Ontology annotation, biological process: protein folding. Lineage: Eukaryota; Bacillariophyta; Bacillariophyceae; Surirellales; Neidiaceae. Gene Ontology annotation, cellular component: cytoplasm. Bases 1 to 1059 code for a protein of 352 amino acids.
AUGUUUUUUUUUGUCCACAGCGAUGCACAAAACUUUUCGUCGCAACUGGCAAGUACGAGUCUCCCCAUGCCGAAUCGCAACAGCCCUUCAAGCAUGGAUCCCAAAUCGAUGGAAGGCACGGACGCUCUCUUGAUUAGCCUGGCGAAUCGCUGCGGUGGUGAUUUGCGUCAGCUUUUAUUUGUUUUUUUUAGCUUUUUAAAUCGUCGGACAGACUUUUAUUUAGUGCCGCACGAGGAUGAUCAAAAGGAAGGCAAGGCCCGAAUGGGAUUUCAAGAAGGCGAUGCUGAAAAGGUAUUGCUAGCUUCCUUUCGACACUUUCCAUUGCGAAAGAUUCCUUCAGAGAUUCAGAGCAAGGCCGCUGAACCAAAAGAUGAGUCGCCAUCCGCACCCUACGAUGACUCCGAUACGUCUUCUCCACCAAGAGAAUCUCUUUUGCCGAAAAAAAGCGACGCGGGCCCUCUCAUUGAAAACAUGAGAGGUGUACGAUUGACAGACCAAGGUUUACAGAUUCCGGUCGGCAAUGGUGGGUCAACACAUCGAUACAAAUGGACCCAGACGAUUGACGAGACGAGCGUGCUUAUUGGCAUUCCAAAUACUAUUCGCGCUAAGGAUUUGUCUGUGACAAUCAAAGCGUCUUUUAUCGCCGUUAAAACCAAAUUAGCGUUACCGCACCAGCAUGAACCACAUACUUUCGUCCAAGGCAACCUGACCCAGUCGAUUGUGCCCGACGAAUCGACGUGGACUUUGGAAGGAGGUGUGCUCAUACUUUUACUGACCAAACGAGUAAAAUCGUUUUGGAAAACUGUGGUAGAAGGAGACGACGAAAUCGAUGCUAGCUUGGUAGACUCGCGGCGGCGCAUUGACGAGUAUGACGCGUCCACACAAACACAACUGCGUAAAAUAAUAUUUGACCAGAACCAGGUAAGACGGGGAGGGGCAUCGUCGGAUGAAAUUCUUGGAACGGUUCAAGUGGAUCCUUCUUCAAUUUCCAUGCCUCCUGGUGUCGAAUAUAUUGACCAAAAGCUCCUGGACAAAAAUACAAACUAUUCCAACAAAUAG